AUGCCCGUGAUGAAUAUGUUGCAAUCCGAACAGCCCUCUAAAUCCUACACUGGCUCGCGCUACUUCCGUGAGUUUGUAUCCAAGAUUCGGAAAGACCCAGAUGCUGGAAAGUAUGAGCACCUCGAAGACUAUCCACACGACAUUCUUACCGACACCGAGCUCGGACUAAGGCUAUAUCACGCCGGAAUCAACCCCUACGACCAGGACCACUUCCGACACCAGAUCUAUAUUGUGGUCAUCGACUCCCCCCAAGGGAAAGUCAGCAAGAUCUGCCCGGAAAACACUGUCGUUGCCACCUCGCUCACCCUUCAAUGGACCAAACGAGGGGACCUCUGCAAUGCGCUGCUCCUCUCGAUCAAGGGCUUCGGGCAGUGCACAUUCGCCUGGUGUGGUGACUCGCCGAGCCAGAGCAAAUGUGGCUGGUGCGGCCAUAGCCAGAAAACACUGCUGUGGAGGGCAAACCAGUGGAAGUGGCUGCCAUACCGACGCGGGAGGGCUUUGCGGCAGGGCGAGAGACACUGCUGCAGAUGGAAUAAGCUGGCUCGGAGAUACGAAUGUUGUCGAUGCAAGGACCCUGAUAAUGCGCUUAUGGGGCCCCUAGACCGGGAAGAUUCCGCCUCGAUGCCACAGUCCGUUUUGCCCGCCACCAUUGAGGGUCACAAGCUGUACAUGAGCAAUGCGCAAGUGGCAUUGCUGCGCGGGAGCCACAAUCUCCAAAAUUCAGGUAAUAGCGCUGUUGCUCAGCCCACUAUCAACAACUUUCAUUUUUAUGGCAACAUUUACCAAGCGGCGGCAGGGGGUUCAGCCGAUGGUCCAAUGAGUGGGCCCUCGAGCUAUGUGUUCUCGGCCAUGCCCCUCACAAUUGCAACCUUGCCGAGGACCAUGAUUGACUUUACGAGCUCUGUUGCGUCGUCGAUGCCUAGGGCUGGGGUGGAGCAUGGUCAUAUCGUGGGAGAGGUUAAUGACGACCAAGGCACGUCGGGCUCCGGCCCGAGCAAGACACGAAACUAUACCAAACCAAUGGUGGAGGACGAUAUCGAUGAUGGAGAAAUCAGUAACGCUGGGUUGGCUAAAAGGUUUUCUAGGCUGGAUGUAGCCAAAGCGUCGACUUAA
Pyricularia pennisetigena is the source of this 1113-nucleotide messenger RNA. RefSeq lists its product as uncharacterized. Lineage: Eukaryota; Fungi; Ascomycota; Sordariomycetes; Magnaporthales; Pyriculariaceae. The transcript has 3 exons. Bases 1 to 1113 code for a protein of 370 amino acids. The record is from RefSeq and is a predicted model, not a curated record.